GUUGCGAAAGAACGGCAGAGCGGGAGCCUCUCCGCCCCCGGCUGGACGUGUGAUACGGGAGCAGGACUGUAAUCGAGCCGAGAAAUCCGGGACGAUGUCUCAGACCCCUGUUCUGACGGAGUUCCGCGAGGAGGACCUGAGGGACGCGGCUCUGGUCAGAACGAGCGUCGGUGCGUGUUUGCGAGGCCACCUCGGGAGGACCGCGCGGCGCGUAGCGGUGAAGCUGCUCGGCUGCUCCGCCGCUGGACGCUGUGACUGGCUUGUCCAGGUGAAGAAUGCACUCACAGCAGGCCAAGUCUGUUCUGAGCAAAUACUUGUCCCACUGGGUUUGUUCAGGGCUCCCUCUCUGUUUGGGCUGGUGUGGGACUGGAUGGCUGAGGGAUCCCUGCACUCCUUACUGUAUGAGACACACCUCUAUCCAGACCUGCCCAAGGCCCUCCGGCUUCAGGUCCUUCUGGACGUGGCAGAAGGUUUGAACCACUUGCACGCCAUUCCUCUGCCUCACGGAGCCCUGAAGGCCACCAACGUCCUACUUGACCAGCAGUACCGGGCUAAGUUGUGUGACUGGGGCCAGCAGACGUGCUUAGAUCUAAGGGUACCACUGUCCGGUGGUGGCAGACCAUGUUUUAGAGACUUGGCUUAUAUGUCCCCUGAAGUUAUACAAGGAGGUGCACCAUCUACAAAGGCUGACAUGUACAGUUUCGGUGUUCUGAUUUGGGAGGUGCUAAACCGAAGGCAGCCGUGUGAAGUAAUGGAUCAUUUGCGGACGCUACUACUUUCUGCUCAGGAGGGGGUAGAGACUGGUGUGGAAGUUAAGUUGUUGCCCCUGGAAACUCCCCAGUGCCACAUUCUUACCCGGCUUGUGACCAGAUGCUUGUCCAGUGAGCCAAACCGCCGUCCGCUGGCUGAAGAGUGUGUAGUUGAAAUCAGGAAGGCCGUGGUGGCGUUAGGCUCAGACGCUUGUAUGACAGCUGCCCGCAGGCUAAAAGAAUGCAAGGAGAGGGCGUUGCUUUGCUGUAAGAACCCCACAGCAUGGGUGCUUCCCCUUGAACUCAACAACCUAGAGGGCUACAGUGGUGGCACGCGCAGAAAGAACUUGACGUCUAAGAUGAUUCCAGUGAACAGGCCUUGUUUGAGUAAAGAUGCUCUGCAGAUCCCCAAGUCAGUUGAGACCAGAUCAAGAGGAACCGUUCCUGUCCCAGCCACAGCAAGGGCUUCCCCUCCACCUGGCUGCUGUAAGGAUACUGCCAACAAUCUGGUUUUCUCCAGGGGGACGUCCAGCAUCACUUGCAAUAACCCUGGUUUCAGACAGUGUGGUGUCAUUUGUGAUGUAAGUCAGACACAGACCCCGACUCCCCCAAACACACCGUGUGGCUCCCCUACAGCAGCAAUACAGGCCUCCCUGCAACAUCCCGGUCUUGCAAACCAGGUAUGUCAUGGUUCUGCUGGCUGGAGCUGCUGCCGGCUCCUUCAGGAGAAACGAGAGGCCAUUGUCCACUGUAUGACCGAGGGGCGACUCAACAACUUGCUGGACAUCCUCCGGGCAAGGCAGGCAGUGACACGAGAGGCCUAUGAGCUCAUCACAGCCACCCUCACGUUGACCGCCCGCACACGCUGUCUGCUGGACAUCUGCUCCUGCCUGGGCGAGAACGUUGCUCUCCUGGUGGCCAGUACUUUGGGUCUGGUGUCUAAGGAAGCCACUCACGGCUAUAGCCGCACCCGGAUGGCAUCCGAGGGGCAGGCGGGUUAAGUGAAGUGACACCAGGCAGCUCUUCACACAAGCAAUUACACUAUGUUUAACAUUGAUAUUCAGGGAGUAUCUAGAGAAGCAUGGUGAUCAGGCAGAGAUCUUUCAAGAAGACAAAGAAAAUGACUGGACACUCGGAGGUGUGAUGCUACUAUGCUUGAUCAGAUAACCUGAUUGAUCAGAUUGCGUCAAAUCAUCACACAUCAUGUGAAAGGAGCUUAAUCACCAGGAGUGUGUCAUGUGGAAGUGUUAAUUACAAAACCAGAACACCGUUAUGUAUAAAGUACGUUCCUGAUGAGUGAAACUGCAUCUUCUCCAUUCGUCAAACAGACUGUUCCUCUUUAACAUGUUUCAGUUCACACUGCAUUUGAUCUUAUUAGUGACUUAAAUCAUUAAUAGUUUGUUACAUUUCAGUUUUUUCUUAAAGAAAUCUUUCUGGGGACAAAGCUGCAUGUCCAGUUCAAACGUUUGUACUUUUUAAACGUGUUGUUUGAAGAAAGGUGGGAAAUUGUGCAUGUUGUACAGCAAAGAGAAACUGGCUCUAUGGUAGUAGCAGACUUCAUCCUGCUUAAAUAGUAGCCCAAACGUUGUGUAUCUUGUAACAAGAACAUUUUAUUAUUUUUCUUUUCAUAGUAUGACAUGUUGAUGUCUAAUGUGUGGCAGAGGUGCAUCAAUCAGCAUUCUGUUUAAAUGAAUACUGACUGUGAUUAAGCUACUGUGGAUCACAAAUGGUUGUACAUGAUUAAACUUGGUGGCAAACUGGAUCCAGCACAUUCUGCCCGUGUGUAUAGAUGUCUCAUGCUCUGUAUCAUUCCUCUCUGCUCCUCACAGACUCUGUCUAAUUACAUGGCUGGUCUUUACUCUGUGUGAUUUCAUAGAAAACUGUGGAAGCCCCUCUCUAAGGGGGGCUUUAGAUGCACAUGUUAGAAUUGCCACUCAAGCUGUAAUAUUUAAUGUAUUGCUUGGUUUUAUGUUCAUGACAUAGGAUCCACAUGAGAUUCCCAGAGCAGUUAAAUUGAAAACUUCCACACAAUUAAAUGUUUAAAGGGGA
Messenger RNA from Pygocentrus nattereri (red-bellied piranha), 2798 nucleotides. RefSeq names its product receptor-interacting serine/threonine-protein kinase 2. Gene Ontology annotation, biological process: regulation of apoptotic process; protein phosphorylation. Gene Ontology annotation, molecular function: ATP binding; JUN kinase kinase kinase activity. The transcript is spliced from 11 exons. The coding region runs from base 95 to 1750 and encodes 551 amino acids. The record is from RefSeq and is a predicted model, not a curated record. Lineage: Eukaryota; Metazoa; Chordata; Actinopteri; Characiformes; Serrasalmidae.